Molecule: messenger RNA, 522 nt
Organism: Symbiodinium pilosum
Lineage: Eukaryota; Dinophyceae; Suessiales; Symbiodiniaceae
Source: the annotation of a GenBank genome assembly
ACGCCCAGUCGCUUCCUCCCCUGCUCCUUCAGGCCCCUUCGCUCUGCCAUGGCCAUGCCACUUCGCACUUUGCUUUGCUCAGCUGUGCUCGCCUUCGCCGUGGCAGAGGACACGGUCCAGGCACCCGCAACACAGCCAGAGGAGCUCCCCCAGACCUUUUGGGACAGCUUCGUCUACUGCAAGUGCGGCCUCUCCUGUGCAGAGAGGGAUGGUUCCAUCGGCAAGGCUUGUGGCUGCCAGAUGUGUGUGGAGAGCAACGCUACAUCCCUGCGUGGCAGCCAAGGCUCAUCUGCCACAGCCGAGGUGAAGGGCACGGCUAAGCCCGUGGAGGCACCCAAGCCCGAACAAGUGGAGCAGGCGGAGAGCGGCAAGCCGGUGGCGAUGGAGAAGACGCUGGGUUAUGGCUGGAACCUUCCUUCCACCAGCCCUGUCUCAUGCCCCUGCGGCAAGCGAUGUGCCAAAGGGCGCAUCCUCGGACUCUGGAACUACUGGUGCUUCCGCUAUGAGUGCCGGCCCUGCUGA